Messenger RNA from Fraxinus pennsylvanica, 990 nucleotides. The record is from the annotation of a GenBank genome assembly. Lineage: Eukaryota; Viridiplantae; Streptophyta; Magnoliopsida; Lamiales; Oleaceae.
AUGAUGGCGAUUGAGGAGGAAACACAGCGUCAAUUUAUAUGGAUUGAUGGUGGUGACGGGACUGGGGGUCAAGCUGAGAGAGAGUUUAAGGUUGAAGUUGAAGCAAUUGGACGUGUUAGGCAUAAGAAUUUGGUAAGAUUACUGGGCUAUUGUGCUGAAGGAGAACAUAGGAUGCUUGUGUAUGAGUAUGUAGACAAUGGUAACUUAGAUCAAUGGCUUCAUGGGGAUGUAGGGCCUUAUAGUCCUCUCACAUGGGAUAUUCGAAUGAAAAUCAUACUUGGAACUGCGAAACGACUGACCUAUCUGCACGAGGGGCUUGAACCUAAGGUCGCUCACCAAUUGUCAGAGUCAUUACAUGAGAUGGGGAACUGUCUACUGGAGAAAACUGCAUUAGAUGAUGGUGGGGAAAGUGGUAAGAGAACUGGUUCUCAUCAAACUAUUGGUUAUAUCCGUUUGGCACUUGAGGAAAAUGGUGUGGAUCAAUGGAAGAAGAACUCCCCAUUUGAUGCAACAACUGUGUUCAGAGAUUUGAUCACCACUGUCGAUGGGCUGGCCAAUGCCUUGGUUUACAUGAUCAAAAACCUGAAAGUAGUCUUUUUCUCUAAAAUCCCACCUUCGAUGAUUGAUUUCAGAGCAUAUGUUCUGGAAGAGGAAAUUAUGGUUAUGGAAGCGACAGAUCUUAAUAUCACAGGAAGGAUCUUACAUAAUCUGGAAUUCAAAGGCAUCAAGGAUAAUGUGAAACGGCAGGAAGAGAAUGAAAGAUUUGAUUCCUGCCCAUUUCUCUUUUCAGCUGUACAAGAAUUGAAGUACCCCGAAAUUAUCUCCCAAUCAAAGUUUGGGGAAAAUGAAGAGCCCAAAAGUAAAUAUGGCGACACCACUGUAAAGACAUACCAAUUGAAACAGAAAAUCAAGGUAGAAAUUGCUGGAGAAGCAAACAAAAGGAAAAAUUGUUCUAGCAAGGCAAUCAAGAAAUUCAAGUACCAAAAGUAA